AUGAUUCUAAAUUUAUUAAAUGAAACAAUUGGUGGAUUAUAAGUUUUAUUAAGACAUAAAGAAAUUUAUACUGCAUUAGUUCAUACAAAUUAACCAAUUGACACACCUAUAGAAGAAUUAGAUACCUAGAUAAUAAAAAUGGUUGAAGAAACUCCUAAAUUUCCUAUAGACUUUGAGAUGUUUAGCUUUACAAAAACAUUUUGUGAUGCAGAAUUUAUAACUGGAAAUUAAAUCAUGUAAUUUGAAGAUACUAUGUGGCCUGAAUUUUAUAGAAGUAAAAAAGACUUUUAAGAGAUUAAAAAAUAAGAAAAUUUGAUUAGAAAAAAUUUUGUAAUUUCAAAAAAACUAUCUCCACUUUAAAUACAUACACAUCCAUUUUUUAAAUAGCCUCAUUACACUAAUUUUAUUACAACAAAUCCAAAUAUUUAAGAAUCAAAAAGUGAAGAUUUUGGAGUUCAUAAUAAAAUAGUACCAGCAUUCUCAAACUUCUAUGAUGCAGCAUAAUAUUUUAGAACUCUGAUUAAAUAAGAAGAUAGAGUUUACUAUGAUGUUGGUCCUUAAUGUUUACAUUAAGUACUAGAUUUACUUGAUCUUUAUAUUAUUACUAUAUAUUCUGGUUAAUUAGAUGACAAAUUUAAAGUAGGAAAAAUGCCAAAUUUUGACAUUAUUUUUAAAAAAUUUAAGCUUACUUAUAAGUCUUAAGUCUAUCCUUAACAUAAAGGGCAUAUGUAGUUUCUAGUUUUUGAAAAAUGA
This is a messenger RNA of Paramecium pentaurelia, 753 nucleotides long. Lineage: Eukaryota; Ciliophora; Oligohymenophorea; Peniculida; Parameciidae. The record is from the annotation of a GenBank genome assembly.